CAUCACCCAGACCUUCAUCUCUGGGCUUACUCAGGGAUGCGGAAAGAACAAGAACAAAUAACUGUUGGGGUAGAGAAAAAAUUAGUGACUUUGCCAGAUGCUGUUAAUCCAACUGAAAGGACGUAUCACAGUCAAAACCAUAAAGAGCCUCCCAGUAUACCCCAGAAGAUGGAAGAAACAUACAUCACAAGUGAGCACAGUUACCAAAAACCACAGAGUUUUGGGCAAGACUGCAAAGCAGUCACUGACCCUAUGAGCUCAGAUGAUGAAGAUACUAGUAGUUUUGAAGAAGAUCCCGAGUUUCACACAGAGAAUAAAAACUGUUUACAAUAUUCCUUUAAAGAUGAUGGUGUGAAUGAGCAGAAGAAUGCUGCUGAAGGAAACUCUGUGUUUGUUUGUAAUGAAAGAAAGGGCUCAGAAGAACAAGUGGACACACAUCUUCAAUGGCAGCUAAAUCUCCUUACCCAUAUAGAGAAUGUACAGAAUGAAGUCACCAGCAGGAUGGACCUGAUUGAAAAGGAAGUUGAUGUUUUAGAAAGCUGGCUUGAUUUCACUGGAGAACUGGAACCACCAGAUCCUCUGGCAAGAUUGCCUCAGCUCAAGCGACGUAUCAAACAGCUCUUAAUUGACAUGGGAAAAGUGCAGCAAAUAGCAACGCUUUGCUCUGUAUGACAAAAGGAAGAAUAAAGAAAUAAAAAUAGGUUCUUUACAAUGAAUAUUCUUACUAGCCACAAGACUGAGAGGAAGACAGCAAAAAGCUGAGCAUUUAUGUGGUUCUUUGUUGAUUGCAUUAAUAGUCUGAAGCUUUAGAGAGAGGAGAGGAAAUCUAGAGUAAGGAAUCUGUGAUAGUGAAAAUCUGAAUAUUCAAUAUCCAAGCUUCAAAAUGUAAUGUAUUGCGUAACAAGAAAUGUU
Molecule: messenger RNA, 912 nt
Organism: Pterocles gutturalis (yellow-throated sandgrouse)
Lineage: Eukaryota; Metazoa; Chordata; Aves; Pterocliformes; Pteroclidae
Gene: PHF20L1
Product: PHD finger protein 20-like 1
Exons: 3
Coding region: 37-672 (211 amino acids)
Biological process (GO): regulation of transcription by RNA polymerase II
Cellular component (GO): NSL complex
Source: RefSeq, a predicted model, not a curated record